Messenger RNA from Labeo rohita (rohu), 2872 nucleotides. RefSeq lists its product as uncharacterized. The coding region runs from base 226 to 2652 and encodes 808 amino acids. Lineage: Eukaryota; Metazoa; Chordata; Actinopteri; Cypriniformes; Cyprinidae. The record is from RefSeq and is a predicted model, not a curated record. The transcript is spliced from 15 exons.
GUGGUACGAACGUUUUUGCAGCGAAGAGAAUUUUACCACAGAAGAAGUCGUGGAUCGAGGAAAUAGCCUAACAGGGGGCAUUUUACCACUUUUGUUUUUUUAAGGGGCACUUUUCUUUGCUUUACAAGAAAGUCGUUUAAUGUUGGGUACAUUAAAAGCGCAGAUUGCCUAUUUGCUAAUCUUUCGUUAAUUCCUGCGGGCGAGGAUUUACAGUAGUUUGGAGAGAUGGCGGAUUUACUGACAGUGUAUGACGAUGACCAGGCCAACAGCUUCAUUGACUGCACGAUUUGCGAUAAAAGAAUACGGGGAGAAACCCAUUACAAAAUCCACGUCACCACAUUACAACAUUUGAAGAAAGAGGACACCCUAGCUUCACAAGGGGAGAUUCCGAGACCACAUCCGUUGCCGGAAUGGACGGACAUCAGAGAAUAUUUGGAAUACUUGGAUCUUGAUGAGCCCAUUAUUGGUCUCAACUCCCUAAUACAGAUUCCAGAUCAUGUCACUGAUGAUGGCAAAACUGUGUUGAAGUACAAGUGCCGAAUGUGUGUUGUGGAGAUGGACCUUUAUAGCAUGGUGGCCCAUAUUGUUGGACGCAAACACAGACAAAAAUACUUGGAGCUGAAAAGACCAGACUUGGUGACAUGGCAAGACAACAACCAGAAACAGCCAGGUCUUGUUGCCAGAGCCAAAGCUGCAGUAGUUGAAAAGCAGGAGGGAUGGGGGAAGCCAGUGGCACUCAAAAGACCACAAGAGAAAUUCAGAAAUGUUUUCCAAGGAAGUGAUUUACGGGCCAGUGUUCAUGAACAACCAUACUAUGGACAAGACUCUCUUAGGAAGCCACCUUUCCCUGAAAAGGCUCAAAAACAGACAUACUUGGAUGAAGACAGAAAAGGAAGACCCUUUUAUGCUGGCGAUAAGUAUGACCAGUACAGUAGACCUAAUACAAGUCAAAUCCGCCAGCAAUUCUAUCCAGAAGAAAACCGACAACAAAAACCUUACGAAGAUGCUGAAGUUCGAGGAAGACUCCCACGAGGUGAUGAUUAUCCUGAAAGAGAAAUGCAUAUUAGGCCCUAUGCAGACCAGGGUGGACGGACACUUCGAGAAGACUAUGAAGAAAGUCUUGGCGGAGGACAAUUCUCAGGAAGUAAAAUAAACCGAUUUAAUGACAAAGACCUUCGAAUCCACCCUGGAGCAUCAGAAUAUCAGACAGGGGAAAUGGAAGGUAGGCGGUAUCCAGGGUAUGAAGAGAGAAAUCCUGCCAUGAAUCCUAUGUCAAUGCCCGGAAGAAGCUUUAAUGAGGAGAAAAGAGGGACCGUCAGAGAAAUGCACAGUAGAACUUGGGACAAAGCUAAUGAGGUACAAGGGGGGUAUCCGCCUAUGCUUAAACCCAGAGAUCCAAGAACAUAUGUGCAAGAAGAGGGUCCAACUAAAAAGAAAAAGAAGAGCAGAUUCUCUGAUGCAACCGCAGAGGAAAUAGCAUUUGUACAUAUGAGACAUUCAAAUAAUUCCACCUCCAAUGAAAAUCCCAGAGGAGCACCAUUUAGAGCAAAUCCUCCGCCAUUGAAUAACCAAUUUGUGGAUUCUGGAAGUACAUCCCAUUUUAAUCCAAAACAUGAAAAUGUUCACAGAGGAGGACCGUUUAGAGCAAAUCCUCUGCCAUCAAAUAACCAAUAUGUGGAUUCUGGAAGUACAUCUCAUUUUAAUCCAAAACACGAAAAUGUUCUGGACAUACUUAAUGACAUCAAGAUUGACAAUAUGGAUGAAGCCAGAUUUCUUAAAGAAAAGCUGUGCUCAGUUUUGAAAGAGUUUCAAGAAAGCAAAUCCAGAAGUGCUGGGGGCCAUACUUCACAACCUGUCAGCGAUCACAGAGGAGUAAAGCAGACAGACCAGCGCAGAGAUGCAUAUAAUGACCCAAGGAAUGAUCCAGAUGGCAUGCAUUUAGAAAAGAGAGGUUUCCAACAGGCCAGACAAUACGAAGACAGUCCCAGAAGCUUCCAAGAACCCAGACAAUAUGGAGAUGACCCUAGAAUGUUUCGAGAUGACUCCAGAGGUCAAAGAGAGACCAGACGUUAUGAAGAUGAUUAUGAGAAGUCAAACCGAUUUGACAGUUAUCCCAGUGGUCAUCAAGAAGCUAGGCCGUACGCCAGUGAUGCCAGAGGAAUUCAGAAAACGAUAUUACAGGAGAACCCACGAGAUCUUCCAGAGAGGAGACGUUACGAUGAAGAUCCCAGACAGAAGGGACAACAUUUCGAAGAAUAUUCAAGAGCAGAAGCUACAAGAAGUACUCAAGAGACAAGAUAUUAUAAAGAUGAUUACAGAGGCUUUGGAAAUGUGGAUCCUGAAAGAAACUGGGAGCAUGAGAAAGGACGUUCAUUAGAGCGUUUUGAGAACAGAGGGCCGGCAGAUGUUAAGAGAGGUUUUCAAGAGAGCUUUAGCAAGCCUCCUGUUCACUUCCAACCAACCUCUCUACAAGAAGAAGCAAGGAUAUAUGCUGGGAGAGCACAGCAGAGGUCUCAUCCGAACGACGGUCACCCAGGCGAUGAACCUUACGACCCGUUCAACCCAUCAUCUUCGCCACCUCCAGAAGCGUCCAGCUCCACCAGUCUUGACAAGAUUGCAUCAACUCUUCUUGAGCUUGUGGCUCGUAGAUAAAAGUUAAGCUGAUGAGUCAAGAGAGUUUAUAAAAAAGAUGGUUGUAGCUUAACAGUAGUCUACAGUGAUUGAUAACCGUUAUGUAAAUACAUACAAAAUCUUACAGUAAAUGUAAUACGGCUUUUCUCCAUCCAUUCCACUUAUCCUCUGAAGCCUAUCACAGUGUCUCGGGCCAAAGGUGGGGAAAUCCAUCGCAGGGCUCACACACAUUCAUACUGUU